This is a messenger RNA of Pundamilia nyererei, 666 nucleotides long. RefSeq names its product transcription factor HES-5-like. The record is from RefSeq and is a predicted model, not a curated record. The coding region runs from base 1 to 606 and encodes 201 amino acids. Gene Ontology annotation, biological process: regulation of DNA-templated transcription. The transcript is spliced from 2 exons. NCBI's taxonomy places the organism in Eukaryota, Metazoa, Chordata, Actinopteri, Cichliformes, Cichlidae. Gene Ontology annotation, molecular function: DNA binding; protein dimerization activity.
AUGGUCAACUUCCUGCCAAAGGUGGAGGUGAAGACUCGGUCCCAGAGAAACCUGCUGAACCACAUCAAGCAGCUGCACACUUCCUCUGAUAAAACCCUGAGUGAGGCUGACUUCUCUCCUCUGAGCUACACAGUCCAGACCAGACCACCAGCUCCCUCUGGAGGCCGUGGUAGAAACCUGCAGACUGGACUCAGAAAGCCUCUGGUGGAGAAGAUCAGCAGAGAGAGAAUCAACAGCAGUAUUGAACAGCUCAAGUCUCUUCCAGGUCCUGAGCCCCUCAAACAGCAGCCAGACUCCAAACUGGAGAAGCCAGACGUCCUGGAGAUGACCGUUUGCUACCUGAGAAGACUGCAGCAGCAGCAUCAAACCGCAGAAUCAGUUCUUGAACAGAGCUAUUCCAGGUGUGCCCAAGAGAUGGUCAACUUCCUGUCAAAGGUGGAGGUGAAGACUCAGUCCCAGAGAAACCUGCUGAACCACAUCAAGCAGCUGCACACUUCCUCUGAUAAAACCCUGAGUGAGGCUGACUUCUCUCCUCUGAGCUACACAGUCCAGACCAGCAUCACCAAAGACAACACACUCACCAGCUCCCUCUGGAGGCCGUGGUAGAAACCUGCAGUCUUCAGUCAGCCUUACUAACUUCAAUGAUCAUAUUGGUCAAAGAAUUCA